AUGCUCACCUUCAAGGACACGCUCGCGGAUGGUCUUGAUCCUGAGACGCCGGCAUUGAAGGAAUGCAGUGAUUUGGCCCUGUGCGAUGUUAGUCUUCCCAUGAACCAGCGAGAAGAUCUUCCUACCGAUGAGUCGUUGCCCACGGCACCUCCGUCAGCAAUAUUGAACGCCAUGAUUGAGCCGUAUUUUGCUACGGUCAAUCCUCACUUUCCCAUUUGGACAAAACAACAGAUUGAGGAAAUGGCAGCCAGCUUGGAACAAUCUACAUCCCCCGAACGUGACGCGGCAACCAUGAUUUGCUGUAACAACCUGAUUCUCAUGACGCUGACUGCGAAUUCGCUACGCUCUCGAUGGGGAAAACCCUUGCAAACUAAGCAUAGACGCAGGCAUUUGUCCAUCGACUCCGACAUCACCGCAGGUUUCCUCAUGAACGCGAAGCGAGCCAUCAAACACGUUGAGCUACUGCUCUCGCCUUGCCUUGUCAACGUCCAGGCGCUUUUGUCCUUGUGCAUAGUGGCACAAGAGCAUCUCUCCUUAUAUCUCGUCGAGGCGAUAUUUUCUCUGGCUGCGCAAUGCGCAAAGUCCACGGGUAUUCAUCAAUGGGAGUACUUUCGUGGUCAUUUCAGUGAACAAGCAGCCCAGGAGAGACGAAGCGUCUCCUACUGCUUAUACAUUCUCGAUAAGACGGUUUGCUGGACAACUGGCACAUCUCCUAGCAUACCAGCGUCCGAUUUACUCUUGGACUAUACGUUGGCGCCAGAUGAUGGCGGUACGAUGGCCUAUCUGUUUGCAAGAACAGAGUUGGCUGUCAUUGAGGAGAUGAUUUACUUGAGAGUGUACUCCAAUCAGGUCGAGGUGCGAACUGACGACCAAGUUUGCCAGAUCGCGGCCAAGAUUUCCCAGAGACUUCAAGACUGGCUGGUUAGCUGGCGCAUCCACUUGAAUGAGGUGGAAAGUCAUCAGAAACAAGCCGUCUGGAAAGCCAAGCUGGCGGCCGACUUUCUCUGUGUGCAGUUGCUGCUCCUCUGGCCCUACAAGAACCAUCCAGACGCACUAUUCCAGCAGCAGACACACAUCGCCAGGCGAUGCAUGAGGCUUGUUCUGCACCUCUGGCAGUCUACCCAAGAAGGAGGGCUUCAUGUAGCCAUCGCACGCCUUGUUGCGUCCCAUCCGCCGCUAUAUCUUCAUGCUAUCUAUAUGCAAGGUGCAAGGGGCAGGGGGCAAGAAUUUGACCAAGAUUUGCUGCGGGAUUACACCGAAAUGCUUGAAGUCAUAGCCGACUCCCAGGGAGAAAGCUGCUACAACAGACGCCUGUGCCAGAUUUCGCGUUUUCUGAUGCGUGUAAAAACUACUCAAAAUACGCCAAAUAAGCGGCAGAAGCUCAACCCGCGUGCAACAAGCGCAACGUCGAUUCCCUCCCCUCAGUCUGGGAGCAGUCUCUCGAAUGGCUCGCCAAUACAAGUACAUUCUCCCAGUCGAACGCCUCGAGUCAUGGCGCUUGAGCGGCACAAUCCGGAAGGUGGCAUUUCAGCUGGGGGCUUGGACGACUCACUCAACCUCUUGAGUCCCUCAGAACAAAGCAACAUAGGACAAUCUCAACUUCUGGCCGACGAGCUGGAGACUGCCACUAGUUAUGCAAGUGAUUUCUUGGGACAAUACAAUGUCGUAGACUUCGAUUCAAGUGCGGCAGAUGAGGAGUUUGGCGUCUGCGACAACUUGUGGUUGCAACAAGGGGGGUUGGGUCAGCCGUCAACAUCACCUCCAGCGCGGUAUGCAGUCGGAGCCGACUGGGGUAUGACGGAGUUUCCCCGAUUCCAAAGAUGA
Metarhizium robertsii ARSEF 23 is the source of this 1824-nucleotide messenger RNA. RefSeq lists its product as uncharacterized. The record is from RefSeq and is a predicted model, not a curated record. The coding region runs from base 1 to 1824 and encodes 607 amino acids. Lineage: Eukaryota; Fungi; Ascomycota; Sordariomycetes; Hypocreales; Clavicipitaceae. Gene Ontology annotation, molecular function: DNA binding; zinc ion binding. Gene Ontology annotation, biological process: DNA-templated transcription. The transcript is spliced from 3 exons.